UGCCGUUGAGACCCUGACUGUGUCGGGGUCGCUUUAUUCGAAAUCGGCGUCUUUCUUAGACCACCAUACGACUGGUUCGUUUUAUUUCUACACCGGCUCGACUUGCUUCGGCUUGACGGACGAAUCUACUACCUACAACUACUAUCGCCAAGGCCGGCGGACAGUGAGGUCACCGGGAUGAGCACAUCGGACAUGGCUUCAGCGCCGUCGUCAUCAAAGAUGAUGAUCAUUUCAGAGAUCGGCGCACAACACCACGCGGAACUCCGACGGCUGUUUGACGAGCCGCCCAGCGCUGAGACCACACGAGCCAGAGACACAAGAGCGCGGCGGAGAGUACCAAGAGGACGACCUGCCUCAUCACUCUUCUCGAAUCGCUGGCGAUCGGCGCCCGAGUCCAAGUCACUGAAGCGCAAGGUCAAGAGCGCUGCAACGGCAACGGCGCUGGCCAUCUAUGUGCAGGUGGAAAGUGUCGUUGUCGAAGCCGCCACCACUCUCCCGCAUCACCAGCAACAACAAGCAUGGCUUUCACCGUCGUCUAUCGACAGGCGCGACGAUGCAGCCCCAUCUCCGUCGAGCUCGAGCACCUCCAACAGCAAUUUGUCCAUCAAGCACAACAUUCCACUUCAGCUCGUCGUCGUCGUCUUCUCCGUCGUGCUCUUUGCCAUGUUCGUUGGCUCGCUCGCCUGGCUAUGUCGACGCGGGAGCUGCGGUGGGAAAGACCGUCGAAAGGCAAAGAGUUGGAGUCCCACCGGAAACAGGGGUGUCUUUGCAACGGAAUCGGCUUCCGCCAGUGAUUCAUCUUCGAUCUUGUCGGCGGCGGAAAAACGGCGAAGCAAGAUCAACGAGUCCAAGGAUCUCUACAGUCCCUUGCCGAAACUAAAGAAGGACCGGUCCCAGAGACAAAGCCGCACAGAAAGAGAUCUGGCAAAAGACAGCGAUGUCUUGGGAGGAGACAAGCUGGCGCACAUGCCCGAGCUGCCAUUGACUUUCCGACAUGCAGACCAAGUCGUCGGGGCGGCCAUGAUCGAGAGACCCGCACCAACGUUUCAGCAGGCAGAAAAGGGCGCGCGAGGUUGGCAGCUUUACGAUAGCCCAGUCCCUGUUCUGCAAGGUGAGGGCAAGGAUAAUCAGGACGUUGAGGCGGCUGGCUUGCCUCCCGCUAGGAGACCGACAUUUGUUCAGCGGCUUCUCCAGCACCGCUCUGGCAGCCUCGCUGAGUUUCCCGCUGGCAUUGACGACGUCGACGCUCCGGCAACACCAGCAGAGAUGGACUCGGUCAACAGACGACGUGGCCAGCAGAACUCGUCGAGCAGUGGCAGCGUUCUACUCUCGGUCCUUUCGGGCUCUCUACACGUCUUGCCUACCUCUCUGCGGAAUGUGGCAAGCCGGAGCAACACAGCGUCGAGGCUAAAUGCUACAAAGGCAGCCGCAACCCGAAGCAAUGGCAACGACUGCAACUCGGAUUUCGAGGGCACCAUUGGAGGCAGGGACCGCGAUCUUCCCAUGGCUAAACGGAUCGGACCCAAGGAGCCGAGAAGGAUGUUGCUAUGUGAUGCGACGAGCAUCGAAGAGACGCGCCCAGCUCCGCCUGUGCACCUGGCCUACGGGCCGGGACCGUUGGCCACACCGGCUGCAGCCAUGUUCAUGGGCACGCCGAAAACGCCAGGGCUGGCAGGUGUUGGGUCCGUUUGGCACCGACAGCGCCAUGAACAGCGGGAGGAGCCAAUGUCGUUUCAGGGAGGGGGUGUUCCUGGAUCCGAGGGACCAAGAGCGCCUACUUUGGCUGAGCUCAAGCGUCAACAGGCACUCUUCGAGCAGGGCCGAGCUUUGCAAUUCGGAGGCCUGCAAGUGGAGCAAGGGCAAGGUGGUGGAGGUAUCCAACGCUGGGUACAAAUGGCCAGCACCAUGGCGGAGCCUUUGUCUCCUCCCGUGCUCAGCCGCCAUGGCUCAAUCGCUUCGACAUUCCUCUACUCUGUUGCGAAUGAAGCCAGCAAGGAGCAGCACAAAGUCAGUUCGAGAAAACUCCUGGAUGGUGUCGUCCAACAGCAACAGGAGGAAGAGCUGCAGCAACGGCAGAGCAACGUUGAGAGGGUGCCGAGCAUCCGACCGCAUUUCAUUGCAACAACGACGCUUCAGAGCUGGCUGACUCAAGGUCAAGCUGUGGAACAGGACGAUAUUCAAGAGGAGGACGAAGGAGGCAUGAGCUCUAUUCUAGACCAGUACCUCGACGACGAUCAGUCAGCCGUGAAGGAGGGAGGCAAAAAAACAAGGACAAGAAACCUGUGGGAGAAGGAAUCCCUUUCUUCCUCUUCUCUUAGGAGUCGGUCGACGGUCCGGGGGCAAGAGAGUAGCAACAGCCAUCCACCUUCGUACCGCACUCGCGAGAACGACUCCUCCUCUUUCACCCUUUCGUCUGCAGAGACCUCUGCAGCAGUGGAAGCUUCAAGAGCCGAAGUAUCGAGACCCGAGAGGGCCCAGAUCGAUAAGCUUGAGGGCCGAAGGAUCAAAGAACCGCGUCGGCGGAGUACCAACCAAGCUGCGGCAGCCGCAAUGCCAACGUACGAAGAAGCCACCGGGAUGGUCGCCAUGGCCAAUGCCCCUAGCGAGAAAGAUCGGUACGAGGAAGCUCGAAAGCAAGAGAGGCGUGCAGCCAGAAAGCGCGAACGGGCAGGCUGGACAAAGGAAGAGGAAGAGCGAGAGCAAGAAAGGAGAGAUCUCGAGAGGCGGAUCAAAGACAAGAAGCGGCAGGAAAAGCGAAAAAGAAGGCGGGCGAGGAGAAUGUUGGCUGAACAGGAGCAGCAGGCGCAACAGGAGCAGGAGCUUGCCGCUUCUCGGCCCAAGAAGAAGACAAGCAUCGAGGAGCUGGACAACCUGGCCAGUCGCAAUGCGCCCUGCUUGAGUCCGCCGGAAUCUCCGCUGACAAGCGCUUCGGAGAGCAAUGCGAGACAGGAAAGGAGGAUAUGUUCCGCCAGCACCGCCAAGGAAUUCCUCGUGGAGAAGAAGAGGAAACAGGUGACACCCAAAGACAGGACUCAGCAACGCCGUCGUCAGAGCGGUGCGGUCUGAUAUCGCACACGCUCUUUUUCCUCCUAGCAAGCGUCGAAAGCCGUAAACGGAGGUAGCAGUAGUGUUAGUAAUAGUA
Molecule: messenger RNA, 3142 nt
Organism: Acaromyces ingoldii
Lineage: Eukaryota; Fungi; Basidiomycota; Exobasidiomycetes; Exobasidiales; Cryptobasidiaceae
Exons: 1
Coding region: 178-3066 (962 amino acids)
Source: RefSeq, a predicted model, not a curated record